This is a messenger RNA of Seminavis robusta, 999 nucleotides long. Lineage: Eukaryota; Bacillariophyta; Bacillariophyceae; Naviculales; Naviculaceae. The record is from the annotation of a GenBank genome assembly.
AUGAAAGCAGGGGGAGAGCCUAUGCAACAUGGUGCCCCCCAGAACGAAGGUGACGACAUCAUGGCAACACCCCCAGACCUAACGAGACAUGCAGGAACCCACCAGACCACGGCCAAGCACAAGAUCACGCCAGGAAACGAAGAAACACCUGACACCGGACUGCCCACCAACAACUUCCUGCCACACAACCCAGAAACUGAAAUCCAGUUCGAAAACAUCCCCACGGAUGACCACACCACAGCCAGAGCCACCCGCCGACCUGAAGCUGCAGCAAGUUCAUCCAGCUCCACAAGCUGCAGUACAAACCAACCAGGCGAACCGGCAGUCAAUGUCGACCAAGACGAAACCACUGAAACAGAUGACGACUCACACCGGGAGACACCAAAGACUCCCAAGUCAGUCAGCAUCUACGAGGUAGACGGCGAGGAUGACAGGACUGCCGCCCUGCCUAAGGCCGCCCAAGAAGAUGCACAACUGACGGAAUAUCCCAAGAAGCAAGCAGGAAGCAAAACCAGACCAGACAAGACAACUGAUGACCCACCAGAGACUCUGCCAGAGAAACCCACACCAGAACCCGACAAGGACAAGCCACAAAAGAAGGCAGAGACGGCCAAACAAGACAAUGAUGAAGCGGCCACACAAGUCACACAGGAAAUGAUCCGGAGGAACCUGUGCAUCAUAGGCGACCCUACACCGACCACCAAAAUAUGGUACGGCACUGGAUCACGACUGAACAUCAACCUUCUCCAGCCCUUCAAUACUUGCGACAUUGCCAGAGGAGGAAGCGAUAGAAAUGUCUCGGCAGUACUACGAUUGAUGGAAGCCUCCGAAUUUGGCAAAAAAGAGAUGUGCAUGAUGGAUACAAAGGGGACACCAGUGAAGGACGGACAAGGACGGACCAAGGUCACCCCAGCACACGAAUGGAGCAUGAGCAUGUUACACGAAGUCAUGACCAAGGCCACUCACGGACCCAUCAGCCUCCCCCCAAUGGGACGCUGA